This is a messenger RNA of Microtus oregoni (creeping vole), 2750 nucleotides long. RefSeq names its product sodium/glucose cotransporter 1-like. Bases 215 to 2209 code for a protein of 664 amino acids. Gene Ontology annotation, cellular component: plasma membrane. Lineage: Eukaryota; Metazoa; Chordata; Mammalia; Rodentia; Cricetidae. Gene Ontology annotation, molecular function: D-glucose:sodium symporter activity. Gene Ontology annotation, biological process: sodium ion transport; transmembrane transport. The transcript is spliced from 16 exons. The record is from RefSeq and is a predicted model, not a curated record.
GCCGCUUUGCUGGGUCCUCUUUCAACUGGGCACUCCGAGAGCUGCUUCACGACGGUGCGGUGCAGCGUGCAGCAGCGACAGGGGCCCAGCAUUACUGCCGCGAGCCCCUCUUUCGCGGGUCCCCUCCCUCGGGGCUGAUCAUUAACUCAAAGGCAUUAUAAGGAGUGAGCGGCCCCGGGGAGCCAGUGAGCCAGAGGGACUCCUCACCACCGCCAUGGACAUUAGCACCUUGAGCCCCGCGGUCACCGCCUCAGAUUCACCCAUACCGUCCUAUGAGCGCAUUCGCAAUGCGGCUGACAUCUCAGUCAUUGUCAUCUACUUCGUGGUGGUCAUGGCUGUCGGGCUGUGGGCAAUGUUCUCCACUAACCGCGGGACGGUUGGAGGCUUCUUCCUGGCAGGCCGAAGUAUGGUGUGGUGGCCGAUCGGAGCCUCUCUCUUUGCCAGCAACAUUGGAAGUGGUCACUUUGUGGGGCUGGCGGGGACAGGAGCAGCCUCAGGCAUCGCCAUGGGUGGCUUUGAAUGGAACGCCUUGAUCUUUGUGGUUGUGCUGGGCUGGGUGUUUGUCCCCAUCUACAUCAAGGCUGGGGUGGUGACCAUGCCAGAGUACCUGCGGAAGCGGUUUGGAGGCAAGCGGAUCCAGAUCUACCUUUCCGUUCUGUCCUUGUUGCUGUACAUAUUUACCAAGAUCUCAGCAGACAUCUUCUCUGGAGCUAUAUUCAUCAACCUAGCCUUGGGCCUGGACAUCUACCUGGCCAUCAUUAUUCUACUAGCAAUCACCGCCCUUUAUACAAUCACAGGGGGCCUGGCAGCGGUGAUUUACACGGAUGCCUUGCAGACAGCAAUCAUGCUCGUGGGGUCUUGUAUCCUGACUGGAUUUGCUUUCACUGAAAUAGGAGGAUAUGAUGCCUUCAUGGAGAAGUACAUGAAUGCCAUUCCAUCUAUAAUUUCUGAUGGAAAUAUGACUGUCAAGAAAGAAUGUUACACUCCCAGGGCCGACUCUUUCCACAUAUUCAGAGAUCCUAUCACAGGAGACAUUCCAUGGCCUGGGCUCAUCUUUGGUCUGUCGAUCCUCGCCCUGUGGUACUGGUGCACAGACCAGGUCAUUGUGCAGCGCUGCCUCUCAGCUAAAAACAUGUCUCACGUGAAGGCCGGCUGUACCAUGUGCGGCUAUCUGAAGCUGUUGCCCAUGUUCCUCAUGGUCAUGACGGGGAUGAUCAGCCGGAUUUUAUACACAGACAAGAUCGCCUGUGUCGUCCCCUCGGAAUGUCAGAAGUACUGCGGCACAUCAGUUGGCUGUACCAACAUCGCCUAUCCUACCUUGGUGGUGGAGCUCAUGCCUAAUGGACUCCGAGGCCUGAUGUUGUCAGUCAUGAUGGCCUCCCUCAUGAGCUCUUUGACCUCCAUCUUCAACAGCGCCAGCACCCUCUUUACCAUGGACGUCUACACCAAGAUCCGGAAGGGAGCAUCCGAGAAGGAGCUCAUGAUUGCAGGAAGGUUGUUCAUCCUCGUGCUGAUCGCCAUCAGCAUCGCCUGGGUGCCUAUCGUGCAGUCGGCUCAGAGUGGACAGCUCUUUGACUACAUCCAGUCUAUCACCAGUUACUUGGGGCCACCCAUUGCAGCUGUCUUCCUGCUUGCUGUUUUCUGCAAGAGAGUCAAUGAACCAGGAGCCUUCUGGGGACUGAUUCUAGGCUUCUUGAUUGGAAUCUCCCGCAUGAUUACUGAGUUUGCCUAUGGAACCGGGAGCUGCAUGGAACCUAGCAACUGUCCCACCAUCAUUUGUGGGGUGCAUUAUCUAUACUUUGCCAUCAUCCUCUUUACUAUCACUCUCAUCGUCGUCUUGGCCAUCUCCUUCCUCACCAAGCCCAUUCCAGAUGUGCACCUAUACCGUCUGUGUUGGAGUCUUCGCAACAGCAAGGAAGAACGAAUUGACCUGGAUGCAGGAGAUGAGGACUUCCAGGAGGACCCCAAGGAUACAAUUGAAAUAGAAACAGAAGUUUCCCAAAAGGAGAAAGGAUGCUUCAGGAAGGCAUAUGAUCUGUUCUGUGGGCUGGACCAGGAGAAAGGACCAAAGCUGACUAAGGAAGAGGAGGAAGCCUUGAAGAUGAAGAUGACAGACACUUCUGAGAAGCCUUUGUGGAGGACAGUGGUGAACAUCAACGGCAUCAUCCUAUUGGCUGUGGCUGUCUUUUGCCAUGCCUACUUUGCUUGAGUCCUGCCUUCUGGUGUAGACUUGGCAAGGCUGGCUUUGUAUUUCCCUUUAGACCAUUCUGUGGUUGUUUGGGGAAAUUGUAAAUUUUUCCCAUUGGGAUUAAAUAUGUAUAUUGUGAUUUUAGAGUUGCUGGAAGGAAAUAAUUACAUUGCUGUGAACUUUUGCAUUUGAAGCCAGUGUGGCACACAUAUCUGCCUCUCCUAGAGUUUAAGAAGAGAAAUUUACUCAGGUCUAGGAAAAGUCCAACUUAGUCACAGAAGCUUGUGUGGGCUCAUGCUACUCUGCCUCAGUACAUCCAGCUUGUAAUUACUGUUUAUAAAUCCUUCAAUAAUAUUUUUUUUUAAAAAGUUGUAGUCUAGUUUCUGCCAUUUUCCUACCUGUUUCCUCUUCCUUCAUUGUUAAGAAAUCUUUUUCCCAAUUACUCAUACCUUAGUUUUUUUCUAAUAUAAAGAAAAUCAUUUUUACAAUUGGAUGAAUACCCAGAAGCUAAGGAUAGAGACCCUAUCCUAGGAAUUUGUUUCUUAAAAUGGUGGUCUCAAGG